UCUUCUCUGAUGAUGCAUGCCCCUUCUGUAGCAAUGACAUCUCUUCUGUUCAAGUUCAAUAGCUGCUAGGGAAGAUGGAUGCCGCGGUUGAAGAUACAACGUUGCAUACUCUUUCAAAAGGAACUGAAGUUCCAAUGGAUUCUCUGAUCCCAGAGCUAAGGGUUCCAUAUGAUUGCUCUAUGGCGAAGAAGAGGAGAGCUGAAGAGCAGACAUUGGGAGUGCCAGUUAACAAGAGGAAAUCUCUGUUAAUGAAACCCCGGCACUACAGCCCAGACAUGGACUGCAAGGAAACCCCAGACAACAGAAAUGAGGAUGAUGCCCUUCUAGAAACAAAUGACCAUGCCACUGCAGAUGGAAUUAUGGUAAAAUCUAUGGAUGAAACUCUUCAUUUACCUGCACAAGACAGCUCACUCGAGAAGAAAGACCAAUACACAUGUUAUCCAGAGCUCACGCUCAAAUCUUUGAUGCACUUAGGCAAAUUUGAAGAAAGUGAUUCUGUGAAGACCACAGGUGAGAACUUAAAUGGCAGCAGCAUCCAGUCUUUAAAAGCAGAGAGUGAUGAAGCACAUGAAUGUUUUAUGGUUCAUUCUGACAGUAGAAAAGACAAAGUCCACCAUUCCCAGCCACCUUUCUGCUCUUCUGGUGACAGUGAAAGUGACUCUGACAGUGCAGAGAAUGGGUGGGGCAGUGGCUCCAACUCAUCAGAAGGCACUGACACUCACAAAGGCCCCAAACGUAAGCUGACAUACAAGAGAAAGGACCUGUUGGAAGUUCCUGAGAUAAAAGCUGAAGAUGACAAGUUCAUCCCUUGUGAGAAGAGGUGUGAUUCAGACACAGAUGGGAGAGACCCACAGAACUCUCACAUGGAACCCUUGGCUGUGCAAGCCCAGCCUUCCUUCCCAGAGGUUGAGGAGGGUGAGAGUCUGGCCACAGUAACAGAAGAACCUGCUGAGGUGGAGAAAGCAAAGGGGAACCUGAGUUUGCUGGAACAGGCUAUCACUCUACAGGCUGACCGAGGUUCUGUCUUCCAUCACACUUACGAGGAGCUGGAUCGACUUUUCCUGGACCACCUGGCAAGGGAACGGAGGCAAGCCAGGGUUACUGAUGCCAAUGGAAGACAAAUCUUUAAUAAUAAACAUUCACCAAGACCUGAAAGGAGGGAGGCCAAGUGCCCCAUUCCUGGCUGUGACGGCACGGGGCACGUAACAGGGCUCUACCCUCACCACCGCAGCCUUUCCGGGUGCCCGCACAAAGUGAGAGUUCCUCUGGAAAUUCUCGCCAUGCAUGAGAAUGUGCUCAAGUGUCCCACUCCAGGAUGCACAGGAAGGGGACAUGUGAACAGCAAUCGCAACACUCACAGAAGUCUUUCUGGUUGUCCGAUUGCUGCAGCUGAAAAGUUGGCAAUGACCCAGGACAAAAGCCAACUUGAUACUUCUCAAACUGGGCAGUGUCCUGAGCAGGCACACAGGGUGAAUUUGGUGAAGCAAAUUGAAUUUAAUUUCCGCUCACAUGCCAUCACUUCUCCAAGAGCCUCUGCAUCAAGAGAACAAGAGAAGUUUGGGAAAGUACCGUUUGAUUAUGCCAGUUUUGAUGCACAAGUAUUUGGGAAACGGCCUCUCCUACAAACAGGGCAAGGACAAAAAGCACCACCAUUUCCUGAAUCAAAGCAUUUUUCAAAUCCAGUGAAAUUUCCUAAUGGACUGCCUAGUGCUGGCGCCCACACACAGAGCACAGUCCGUGCCAGUUCUUAUGGCCAUGGUCAGUACAGUGAAGACACCCACAUAGCAGCAGCUGCUGCCAUCCUGAACCUUUCCACCCGCUGCAGGGAAGCCACAGACAUCCUCUCCAACAAACCACAAAGCCUGCGUGCCAAGGGAGCUGAGAUAGAAGUGGAUGAAAACGGCACAUUGGACUUAAGCAUGAAAAAAAAUCGAAUCCAUGACCAGUCUAUACCCCCAACUUCCUCACCCACUACAAUUACAACCCCAUCCUCGUCCCCAUUCAACACAAGCAGCCUUCUGGUCAAUGCUGCCUUCUGUCAGGCUCUCUGUGGUCCAGAAGGCUGGAAUGUGCCCAUCAACUAUAGCAAAUCCCAUGGAAAGACAGAGGAGGAGAAAGAGAAAGAGCCUGUGAACUCCCUAGAAAAUUUAGAGGAAAAAAAGUUUGCUGGAGAGGCCUCUAUCCCAAGUCCAAAGCCCAAGCUGCAUACAAGAGAUCUCAAGAAAGAAUUAAUCACCUGCCCAACACCAGGAUGUGAUGGAAGCGGCCACGUCACAGGCAACUAUGCAUCUCACCGCAGUGUCUCUGGAUGUCCCCUGGCAGACAAGACUCUGAAGUCCCUCAUGGCUGCCAACUCUCAAGAGCUUAAGUGUCCAACCCCAGGUUGUGAUGGUUCUGGUCAUGUGACUGGAAACUAUGCCUCCCACAGAAGUUUGUCUGGUUGCCCUCGUGCAAGGAAAGGUGGCAUCAAAAUGACCCCAACAAAGGAAGAAAAAGAAGACUCUGAACUUAGAUGUCCUGUAAUGGGGUGUGACGGCCAAGGCCACAUAUCAGGUAAAUAUACGUCACACCGCACAGCUUCUGGCUGUCCUCUGGCUGCCAAAAGACAGAAAGAGAAUCCUCUCAAUGGGGCACCUCUCUCCUGGAAACUGAACAAGCAAGAACUUCCCCACUGUCCUCUGCCAGGGUGCAAUGGCCUGGGUCAUGUAAACAACGUUUUUGUCACCCACCGAAGCUUAUCUGGAUGCCCUCUUAAUGCACAAGCUAUCAAAAAAGUCAAGGUCUCUGAGGAACUAAUGACUAUCAAGCUCAAAGCAACUGGGGGUAUUGAUGGUGAUGAAGAAAUUAGGCACCUGGAUGAAGAAAUCAAGGAACUGAAUGAAUCCAACAUGAAAAUUGAAGCAGAUAUGAUGAAACUUCAGACCCAGAUCACAUCUAUGGAGAGCAACUUGAAGACCAUAGAAGAGGAGAACAAGCUUAUAGAACAGAGCAAUGAGAGUCUGCUGAAGGAGCUGGCAGGGCUUAGCCAGGCUCUCAUCUCCAGUCUUGCUGACAUCCAGCUUCCACAGAUGGGGCCUAUCAAUGAGCAGAAUUUUGAAGCAUAUGUAAAUACUCUCACAGACAUGUACAGCAAUCUGGAACGGGACUAUUCCCCAGAAUGCAAAGCUCUACUGGAAAGCAUCAAGCAGGCGGUGAAGGGAAUCCAUGUGUAGAACGACAGUAUGCAGGAAACAGAGGUCACUGUGGCCAUGAACUCCCACAAAUCUGCAGGGGUCUAAUACCCCUGGAGCCUGGAGGCUGUCCCUUGUGUUAAUAAUUGCAACAUUGCACUAAUUUUUCCCCAGCUGACAUAAAAAGGAAAGAAAAACUAUGAUAAACUCUUUGGAUUAAAAGCAAUGCAGUCAAUUAUUAGAUCUCAUUUAUUUUCAUAUCUUU
This is a messenger RNA of Mus pahari (shrew mouse), 3435 nucleotides long. It is a transcript of the gene St18, whose product is annotated as ST18 C2H2C-type zinc finger transcription factor. The transcript is spliced from 21 exons. NCBI's taxonomy places the organism in Eukaryota, Metazoa, Chordata, Mammalia, Rodentia, Muridae. Gene Ontology annotation, biological process: regulation of transcription by RNA polymerase II. Gene Ontology annotation, cellular component: nucleus. The coding region runs from base 75 to 3212 and encodes 1045 amino acids. The record is from RefSeq and is a predicted model, not a curated record. Gene Ontology annotation, molecular function: zinc ion binding; RNA polymerase II cis-regulatory region sequence-specific DNA binding; DNA-binding transcription factor activity, RNA polymerase II-specific.